Durio zibethinus is the source of this 1163-nucleotide messenger RNA. Its product is annotated as LOB domain-containing protein 1-like. The record is from RefSeq and is a predicted model, not a curated record. NCBI's taxonomy places the organism in Eukaryota, Viridiplantae, Streptophyta, Magnoliopsida, Malvales, Malvaceae.
CUCUAUUUAUACUUCCUUCCCCUGCUUUCAACUGAGGCAGCUCUGUUUUUCACCGUAAACAAAACUCAAACUACUUUUUUUUUUCUUCUUCUUCUUCUUCUUCUUCUUCGUUUUCAACAAUGGAAAACAAUGUCAAAGCUGUAAUAUCUCCAAUCUCAGUUUCAACCCCAUUUUCUUACUCUCCAUCUUCUUCCUCUUCUUCAGGUUUUCCUUCCCCUAACUCUCAGUCUUCUCCUAAUAAUUCUCAUCAACUCCCACCACCUCCACCACCACCAACUGCUUCUUCUCCUCCUCUGGUUGUUGUCAGCCCUUGUGCUGCCUGCAAAAUCCUCCGCCGCCGCUGCGUCGAAAAGUGUAUCUUAGCCCCUUAUUUCCCUCCAUCCGAACCUUACAAAUUCACCAUUGCUCAUAGAGUCUUUGGAGCUAGCAACAUCAUCAAGUCCUUGCAGGAACUACCAGAGUCCCAAAGAGCAGAUGCAGUGAGUAGCAUGGUUUAUGAGGCCAGUGCUCGGAUUCGGGACCCGGUAUACGGCUGUGCCGGAGCAAUCUGCCAGCUUCAAAAACAAGUCAGUGACCUCCAAGCACAACUGGCCAAGGCACAAGCUGAGAUUGUGACCAUGCAGUGCCAACAAGCCAAUUUAUUAGCCUUAAUCUGCAUGGAAAUGAAACAAUCCAAAGAACCCAUGUCUCAGCAGCAACUUCACAGCAUUGACACCAGCUGUUUUCUAGAUGACAGCAAUCUUGCUCAAGCCUGGGAGCCACUUUGGACAUGAAGAAGAAUAGUCAGAGAGAUCAUAAAUAUUAAGGAGAAAACAAAAAUUAAAUUAAAAAAUAUAUCUUUAUAGUUAGAAAAUUUUCAAUAAAGUGAUUAGUUAUGGUAGAUAUAUGUUCCCAAUGCUUUUUAAUCAAUCUUGUUGACCAAAGGGAACCUUAGGCAAUUGAUUUCAGAUUUAGGGGUGUUUGUGCUGAAAACUGACUCCGAGAAAGGCCCAAGAUUGGUUUGGUGUUUGCGGUCUGCUCAAGUCAGUGUUUGAGGGAUAAUAGGUUUUUUUUAAUAAUUUAUAAUUUGUUACAAUGGAAAAAAGAAGAAGAAAAGGAAUAGGAAAAGAGGGGAAAAGGAAUAGGCAAUUAGGCAUGACUGUCUUUAUCCCCGAGUCUGCUAA